Ipomoea nil (Japanese morning glory) is the source of this 1503-nucleotide messenger RNA. RefSeq lists its product as uncharacterized. NCBI's taxonomy places the organism in Eukaryota, Viridiplantae, Streptophyta, Magnoliopsida, Solanales, Convolvulaceae. Bases 119 to 1441 code for a protein of 440 amino acids. The record is from RefSeq and is a predicted model, not a curated record. The transcript has 4 exons.
UUCCUUUCAUUUCUUUCUCCUAUAUUUCCACCGUCGCACCGACUCACUCUCACUCACUGAACUCAGCUCAGUUUUCCUUUCUCUUUCUUAGUCUUGAACUCAUAUUUGAUCUUUAGAAAUGGGUUCUCGGAGCGGGUUGCACCAGCUGAGCAAUGGGUUGUACGUGUCGGGGCGGCCGGAGCAACUAAAGGAGCGGCAGGCGACGGUGGCAUUGCGCGCAGUGCCAUACACCGGCGGCGACGUCAAGAAUUCCGGGGAGCUAGGGAAAAUGUACGGUAUAGAUUUCUCGAGCGGGGACCACUCGAGCCCGCCGGUGCCGAGGCUGUCUUCUAGAGCUUCCUCGUCUUCACAGCACACCAGCGGAUCCGUCAGAUCCGGCCCGAACUCCGGCCACCUUGCUCACAAAGCCAACGGCUCUGGCCCGUUCCCCAAGAAGUCCCCGUCCUCCUCCUUCUCCGGGCCAAUCAUGACGCCCAUUCAGCCCACCGGGCUCCUCACCUCCGGCCCGUUGAGUUCCAGCAGCGUCGGCCGCCGCUCCGGCCCGCUCGAGCCAACCGCUUCUUUUAGCAAACCCGUCGUCUACGGCUCCGCGGUGACGAGCUUGAGUGAGGAGGUGAAGCUGCGGUUUAGAGUGUCAAGACUAGCAAUGUGGGUGGUUUUGCUGCUGCUUCUGAUGACUCUGGUGGUGGGGGCAUUCUUGAUGGUGGCGGUGAAGAAGGCGGUGAUACUCCUGGCGGCGGCCGGAAUUCUAGCUCCACUUUUCGUCUUCUUGCUUUGGAAUUUUGCGUAUAAGCAACGAGGAUUUAUGGGAUUCUUGAAAAGAUUCCCAGAUUCUGAGCUUAGAGGCGCCAUUGAUGGACAUUACGUCAAGGUCACUGGGGUUGCCACUUGUGGCAGUAUCCCUUUGGAAACAUCUUUUCAGAAGAUAGAGAGAUGUAUAUAUGUUUCGACUGAAUUGUAUGAAUACAGAGGCUGGGGUGGGAAACCUGCAAAUCCCCGACAUUGUUUCUUUUCAUGGGGACAAAGGCAUUCUGAGAAAUAUGUGGCGGACUUUUACAUAUCAGACUUCCAGUCUGGAUUGAGAGCUCUGGUGAAGACAGGCUAUGGCGCUAAAGUUGCUCCUUUCGUCACACCUUCAACAGUUGUUGACAUAACGAAGAAUAACAGAGAGCUAUCUCCGAAUUUCUUAAAAUGGCUUGCUGACAGAAAACUCUCGAGUGAUGACCGUAUAAUCCGCCUUAAAGAAGGUUACAUACAAGAAGGUAGCACGGUAAGUGUAAUGGGGGUCGUGAGGCGCCAUGAUAAUGUGCUAAUGAUUGUUCCACCCGAAGAACCUGUCUCGACAGGUGUUCAAUGGACUCGGUGUCUACUCCCAACUAACAUCGAAGGUCUGGUCUUGACAAGCGACGACUGUCAGAAUGCUGAUGUGAUUCCCGUAUAGAUUCUGUGGUAAUGUUCUUCACUGUGAUUCGGGCUAUCUGGAUGGCAACCAGGUAUAUAUAU